AUGUUUACCUUUUCUUCUUUUAAAAAGUUAUUGCUAGGAGUAACAGUUGCAAAUGGAAGCGUAAUUUUGGGUUGUUUUUACAUCUAUAAAAAAAAUAGACCUCUAAAUGUUAUGUUAGAUGAGCCAACUGAAAACUUUCGGAUUAAAAUAUUUGAUGCAUUAGCAAAAAAUUACGAUGAAAAAAAUGACUUUAUAGAAAAAAUUACAUCAAUAAAUAAAUACAAAAAAAAAAAUUUUCGAAAAGCAAGGGGAGUAGUAUUAGAAAUAGGAGCAGGUUCAGGUAGAAAUUUUGCAUAUUUAAAUAAAAUAGAUAUAUUAAUAUGUGUCGAAAAAAGUGAGAAUAUGUGUAAAGAAUUAAAAAAAAAAGUUGAAAAAAUAAAGCCACCAUAUCCUGUAUACAUUAUAAAUAAUGAUAUAAAAAACAAUAUUUUUAAACCAGAAGUUUUUGAUUCCGUUAUCUCCUCUUUUACUUUAUGUUCUUUAGAAUAUCUUGAUGAAAGUUUAAAAAAUAUUUAUCAAGCGUUGAAAAAUAAUGGAAAAUUUUAUUUAGUUGAAAGGGGUAUUAUAUAUAAUAAGUUUAUCAGAUACAUACUAGAAAAAUUAAAUUUAUACCCAAAUUAUAAAAUGCCAUGGGAAUAUGGAUAUUAUGAAAAUAGAUAUCCUUUAGAAAUUUUAAAAAAAAAUGAUUUCAGUAUUAUUUUUAAACUUGUAAAAAAUGCAGGAAGUGUUUAUAUAUUAAUAGCAAAAAAAUAUAUUUCAUCAGAUAUGAACAGUGGAAUAAAUAAUGAUCAAAAAGUAAAGAAAAUAAAUUCUGAAGUACAAGAUAAAAUAAAUAACAACAUACAUAUGAAAGAAAGAAAUAUUGAUAUUAAUAAUAUUAUUUCUGACCCACAAAAAGUUCCUAUUUAUUAUUAUUAUAAAAAUGAUAUUUAA
Molecule: messenger RNA, 933 nt
Organism: Plasmodium gallinaceum
Lineage: Eukaryota; Apicomplexa; Aconoidasida; Haemosporida; Plasmodiidae
Product: methyltransferase, putative
Exons: 2
Coding region: 1-933 (310 amino acids)
Molecular function (GO): S-adenosylmethionine-dependent methyltransferase activity
Source: RefSeq, a predicted model, not a curated record